Molecule: messenger RNA, 951 nt
Organism: Cutaneotrichosporon cavernicola
Lineage: Eukaryota; Fungi; Basidiomycota; Tremellomycetes; Trichosporonales; Trichosporonaceae
Gene: PHB2
Exons: 3
Coding region: 1-951 (316 amino acids)
Biological process (GO): mitochondrion organization
Cellular component (GO): mitochondrion; membrane
Source: RefSeq, a predicted model, not a curated record
AUGAGCAACCCAGGACAGGCGUUUGCACGUCUCGCGCAGCAGCUAAACCGCGCUCGCCAGCAAGCACAGCGCUCCACUGGCGGCGGCGGUGCCGGCGGUGGUGGUCCCGGCGGCCCAGGUGGCCUUCUUGCCGGCUCGGGGGUGCUCAUCAUGCUUGUUGCCGGCGGAUUGGUACUCAACGCGUCCCUCUUCAACGUCGAUGGUGGACAUCGUGCUAUCAAGUACUCGCGUCUCCAUGGUGUCAUGAGCAAGAUCUACCCGGAAGGGACGCACGUUCGGAUCCCCUGGGUCGAGACGCCCAUCAUCUACGACGUGCGCGCCAAGCCGAGGAACAUUGCCUCGCUUACGGGUACCAAGGACUUGCAGAUGGUCAACAUCACCUGCCGUGUCCUGUCGCGCCCAGCCAUCGACGACUUGCCGACGAUCUACCGCGAGCUCGGGACGGACUACGACGAGCGUGUCCUUCCUUCCAUUGUGAACGAGGUGCUCAAGUCGGUCGUUGCGCAGUUCAACGCUUCGCAGCUCAUCACUCAGCGUGAGAUGGUCUCGCGUCUGGUGCGCGACAACCUCACCCGCCGUGCCCGCCGCUUCGACCUCAUCCUCGAUGAUGUGUCGAUCACACACGUCGCGUUCUCGCCCGAGUUCACGCACGCUGUCGAGGCCAAGCAGGUCGCGCAGCAGAUUGCGCAGCGUGCUGCGUUCCAGGUCGACCAGGCCAUCCAGGAGAAGCAGAGCAUUAUCGUCCGCGCACAGGGUGAGGCCAAGUCGGCCGAGCUCAUUGGCGAGGCUGUUCGCAACAACAAGGGCUUCCUCCAGUUGCGCAAGCUCGAGGCCGCGCGCGAGAUUGCCGGGGUCGUGUCCUCGAGCGGAAACCGUGUCAUGCUCGACUCGAACGCGCUCCUCCUCAACGUCACCGACGACAGCAUUCUCCAGCCCCUCCCCAAGAAGUAG